Molecule: messenger RNA, 1716 nt
Organism: Bombyx mandarina (wild silkworm)
Lineage: Eukaryota; Metazoa; Arthropoda; Insecta; Lepidoptera; Bombycidae
Source: RefSeq, a predicted model, not a curated record
UGAAGUUAAAACGUCUCGUAUUUAUCUUAGUGCACACCGCGAGCCCGACGAAAUCAAACGCCUCUCAAGUACGUUGUGCUAAAAACCUGUUCGACAAUAUGUACACCGGAUUUUGUUUUUUGCUUAUAUCCAUCUGCGCCUUAAGCUUUGCUAAGGAGCUUGAUAAGAAGCAAAGAGAAAAAGAUUAUGUACCGCUAAAGUACCCCGGUCCUAUCCAGGACGUGGGUAAUCGGUACGGGAGUCCGGACAGCGGCGUACCUGAAGAGUGUCGGGACAAAAACUUCUGCACCAUCAAACCACCAGAUUAUCCACAGGCACGCUUCAACGAUAUGUUUAAGGACACCGAAUACGAACCACAACCGAAUCUGGUUAUAGAAGCUUUUGGGGACAGACAAGGAGACCCGGACGCGGAGGAUAACUGCCCGACUGACAUUACGUUCGAGCCACUGUUUUUGGUGCGAAGCAGAAGUGGCGACUGGCGAACUGUGGUUCAGGCGCCUGAAAAGAAUUAUUUGCAGAAAGUACGACUGGAAACAUGCAAACAAGUCGGAGGCACUUGCUUCGUGGACCUAAAUCUGACUCCAGACAUCGUAACCUUCUGCAAGCAGAAGUACAGCGUAUGGGAAUUCCUGGUGGAUGACGGCAAAAAUGGUACGGAGACCAUACAAUCUGAGCUUCCUAUAUGCUGCUCUUGCCACUACAAGAUAAAAGAAAGGAAAUGAUUAAACAAGAUCGAUACUGCAGACGGUAGUCAAUAACCAUCUUUUUAUCCAUUUUGUGGAGCAUUCUUCAACGGAGCUCUGACGGAUGUGACACAAUAAUUACGCAUUGUAUUGCAAACAAAUGUGUAUUUCCAACUACUAAUAAAAAACAUUUUAUUUAUUUAUUUCAUGGAAGCUCCUAUGCAGUCGGUUCUGUUUGUUAGUAGUAUUACGAUUUGAUAGUGACGCUAAAGCUGUCAUUAAAAUGAUAAUGUGUAAUUUUAAUGACAAGUGUAAGCUUAUUAUCAUUAACACAAAAAUGCGUUGAAAUUGUUAUUCAUUGGUGGCAUUAAGCCCCGUUAUACGUUUGCCUUUGUUGACUAAUAAAAAGUAUAUUUUAUUGUUUUUACCAUCGAACGUAAGUAUGUAUUGAAAUAACAUUUUAAUGAAUAAAAACACUGGAUAAACAAAAAUGUGUAUAUGUGUGACUUUUUUCUAGCAUUAUCUUUUACUUAUGUUCAGUUUUUCCGGGAGCUAUUUUCCAACCAAAUGUGGACUUUAGAGUUGUCUCUUUUAAGUACCUUUUCUAACAGUAGCGAGGGAAAGGAAUAUUAUUUGUAUUUUAACCGCUACGUAUUAAUAGUCAACUGGAGUAUAAUUUCAGUUUUCCUAUUUAAUUAAUUAUUGUAUUAUAUACGGACCGGGAAAAUGGUUAACUAUUAAAAACUUCACUAAUAAUUGUGGAAUUGUAUAUUCGUAUAAUUAUAAAUUCGAAAAUAAAUGUAAUAAAAUAAUUACGAAAAUAUGCAUAAUAUUCUAAAAUCGUAUUGUCGAUGUCAGAGCUUUCGCAAAGCACCCGAGUAAGCCGCGAAUUUAGUUAAGAUUUUAUUAAUGUUUAUAUUUUAUACAUUUAUUAUAAUUAUAGUCGAAUUGGCACUUUUUUCUCACUAGUCAUAGUAAUUUAACAAUUUACAUCAUAUAGGAAAACUUAAUGGAUUAAAUAAAUGUAUUAUGA